AUUCCUCAGAAAGUUGUCAGCUCUGUGUGACUGCCAGUAAUACCUCUGACGCGGCGCAUCUCUUAAUUGCCACCCUCGCUGUCAAAUGUUUCAGAUGUGAGACCUCGGGUGUGUCUCGACAGGAAGCAGCAGACUCUGCAGCCUGGCAGGAAGAUUUUUUUGUUCCCGUCUCCUGUUUGAAUGCUGCGUAAUGGAUCCUCGCUGACGUGCCCCCACUGUCUGAAACAGAGCAACACCUUUGACCCUUUCCUCUGCAUCUCGCUCCCUAUUCCUCUACGCCAGACCAGGCCGCUGUGUGUGACGCUGGUGUUCAGCACCAAAGGACAGCGGUACCUCCGCACCGGGCUGGCUGUGCCUCUGUUCGGCUCGGUGGCCUGCCUGAGGAGGAUGGUGGCCGACGAGGGGAAGAUUUCUCCAGACCAGGUGAUCCUGACAGAGGUUUACUCCACAGGGUUCCAGCGCUCCUUCUUCGACGAGGACGAUCUAACGAGCAUCGCUGAGAAUGAUGUCAUCUACGCCUUCCAGGCUCCGCCCCUCUACAUCAGAGGAGGCUCAGCUCGGAUCUCAGGGUACCACCACAGCCUGCCAUCGUCUCCGUACUCCACUGGUCCCGAGGGUCAGAGGUUACCGUCAUCUGGUGCGUUGUCUUCAGAGUUCCUCAACCAGGGCGUCCCGGUCAAGAUCCUGCUGUUGGUGUGCAACGCUGCCGGGGCGGGCCAACAGGCCGUCAGGUUUGGACCUCCAUUUCUAAUGAGGGAGGACCGGGCUAUUUCCUGGGACCAGCUGCAGCAGAGCAUCCUCAGCAAACUUUAUUACCUGAUGAUCAACGGAGCUCAGGCGCAGAAUACCAGGGUGCUGUUCAACAUCCGCGUGGUGGGAGGUUCAGCAUUUUACAGCUACCUGUCACCUCAGGACGGGCGACCGCUCUACCACCCUGCUGUGGACAGGGCUCUGAAGCUCUGCAGCUCAGGAGGACCUCCGCACGUGAAGCUCAUCAUCGAGUGGGAGCACAGGAUCAAGGACUGCCUGUUUGGUAACAUUCAGGAGGAGGUGGUGAAAGAUGCAGAGAGUGUGAGGAACCAGCAGCAGCAGCAUGUCCAGCAGUACAGCUGCACCCUGGACGAGUGCUUCCAGCUCUACACCAAAGAAGAGCAGCUUGCACCAGAUGACGCCUGGAAGUGCCCGCACUGCAAGCAGCUGCAGCAGGGCAUGGUGAAGAUGAGCCUGUGGACGCUUCCGGACAUUCUCAUCCUGCACCUGAAGCGUUUCAGGCAGGUGGGAGAUCGCAGGAAUAAGCUCACCACGUUCGUGCACUUCCCCCUGACGGGCCUGGACAUGAGGCCCCACAUGGUGAGCCGCAACCACGGCGCCCAUCAGCUCCCCCUGCAGCCCGGGUGGAAGCAGUCCCGACGACACGACCUGGCUCCUCCUGACUACCUGUACGACCUGUAUGCUGUGUGCAAUCACCAUGGAGGGAUGCACGGCGGACAUUACACAGCCUUCUGUAGGAACUCUGUCGACGGCCAGUGGUACAGCUACGAUGACAGCAGUGCUGAGCCUGUUCCAGAGGCAGAGGUGUGCACGCGUGGAGCCUACAUCCUCUUCUAUCAGAGAAGAAACACCAUCCCGCCGUGGUCUGCCAGCUCCUCCAUCACUGGCUCCACCAGCUCCUCCACCUCCGAUCAUUGGCUGGUCCGACUCACUGGGGGCAGCGAGAGGGGCAGCGUGGUGUCAGGAGGACCUCUCCCUGCAGCGCUGGGGCCCGUACAGGCUCCAGAUUCUCCUGAGCUGCCAGUGUUUGGAGAUGAACCAUCAAAAACAGCAGAAACAAACGGGUUUGAAGCCAAGCCAUUUGUCCGUGGGACCCAAGGCAGGAGUGUCAGCAUGAGAUCGCCAACAAAGUCCAAGGAGAGUCUGAGCAAAGUUCUGCCACUGCGCUGGUCCUUUGGCUCCAAGGAUCGCAUUAAACACCCAACACCGACCCGGCCUGGGGAGCUGGUGGAGUACCUGGAGUCUGGGCGCCGGCCGCGGUGUACCAAAGACCCCAUCAUCCAACUGGUGGCCACCCCACCACAAAGGACUACCCAGCGAAGAGCCUUCAGUGUGGGACAGGAAUGCGGCUCGCCCAGUGGCAGCAGCCUCAGUUGCACAGACAGACCCUGCUCUGACACUUGUUACUCGCCCAAACUGCCAGAGGGACAGAGCCGAGCCUGCAACAGCAGCAAAGCCAGGGAUGAUGGUUCUCUGAGGCAGAGGUUGUCCAAGAGAGCGAGGCAGGACCAGGGCAGGACCCUUGACCUCCAGCUGCACAGAGGACUCAUUCUAGAAGGUCAAAUCAGCCACAGUGCACCUCAGAGCAGAGACUCCACUCUGAAGAGAACCAAGGUCCAGACAGGGGUGACGUUCAGGCCUCAAAAAGACUUGGUACAUAUGAUCAUUCAAUCUGAGAACAGGGGGGGGCAGGAGGGUCGCAGCCAGGACAGCCUCUUGUCUUUUUUCAAACCUGGUUUCAUAAGGAAAGGCAUUCUUAGGUCACCACACAAGGGGCAAGAACGGCGUGUGAAUGGCCACGGACCCCUGGAGAAGCUGGCAGGAAGUCAUUUAGCCAAACUGUCCCUCUCUAACGGGACGCUGACCACGGCGACACACGAAGACGGGAAGACCGGUGGCGUCCCCGGCUGUGACAGACACAACUGCAAAGUGCAUCUGCUGAACGGAAAGGCUGGAAAACACGAGGCUGUGGACAUCCAGCGCGCUCACAGCUCCAGCAACAUCCAGGCGAAGAUGGAUUUGACUUUCCGCAGGUGUGCCUCCCUGCAGAGGAACGGCGAAGUCGCGGCACAUCCGGAGCACCGCAUCCUGCUGUCGGACAAGCCGGGCUACGCUACUCUGCAGCGGACGCGCUACAGUACCACCUCCCUGGGUAGGCACCGACCCGUCCCCGAGCACUGAACCCGCACUGCACGCUUAGACUAGAUUCCGACACUCGACACACAGCGGUAGGAGCUGUUGAGGCUCUUUCUCAGCUGGUGUCAAACGAGCACAAACAUCUCUGUGCACAGAGAAUUGACGACAACGUGUCCGAGAUGAGACGCUUCCUUGCUGCUGUAAUAAAAAAAUGCAGGAAAUGAGAUGUGACGUGUGGUAUCAUUACAAAACAAGUGUUUGUGGUAAACGCAGAUCCAAGGUCAGUUUUCUAACGAUCAUGAAUAUCAAUCAUAAGCUGUGUCUCAACUCAGACGCCUCUUUCUUCUGAGGACCACAGAGACCACCUCCUUCAUGAAGUUGGACACGAUGACAAAGUUUGAAGGUUUUUUUUUUUUUUUCGAUACAAGCACCUUCAGCUGUUUGUUUGAGUUGAAGCGUGAUACUCUCUGAAGUGCAAUGAAUUCUGGGGAAGGUGGGGCCAGUUAGUUUCCACCAGUUGGACACAUUAGUCGUCUUCAAGCCUCCGAAGGACGUAUUUCCUGAUUUGAGACACAGCUACAGUGAUUACUUCAGCGGCUUGUUACCGUGUGACUGAUUGUUUUGUCUUGUUUUUUUUUUAAAGUGCCUCUGUGACAGCCCAGAAUGACUUUUGAACACUAGGACCUCUCUUCUGAUCUCGGCGCACGGAGAAGCCGCCCAGCUCGACGCAUCGCUGGAGACAGAGCAGAUCUUCUCUCUCCCUGUCAUAGUACUGUUAUAAGUUCUUACCUGUGUGUGUCUUAAACUCAAUCUAUGCAGUUAACGAGGAGAGAAACUGCUGGAAUGAAGAUGGGCUCUAGUUUAACCAAACAGCCGUCAAUAGGUGGUUUUAUUCUGAAAGGCAGAGAGUGAUUUGAUUGGUCCAUUAUACGUCAUGAAAAGCAGCAGAGUAAAAAAAACACUGGAGUCUUUGGAGAAUUUACGGUUCAAUGGGCUCAAACAUGUAUUAACACGUGCACUGUAAGCUGCCAAUCAGCUGCUGAAACAACACGCACCACGGCUUUGUCAUGUAUGAUGAUUUUACUGUUAUAUUACCAUCGCACUUUCUUUUUUUCUUUUUUUUAUUCCAUAUGUCGCUACGUGACCAGAGUUAACAUGCUGAUGAGGCUAAUUUCUAAUUUAGAGGCAAUUAUACCAAAAGUGGCACAAAAAAUUAAAUUGUACGAUCCACGAAUAAAACCAAGAUUUAGAAAUGUGUCACAUUCACACACACACACACACACACACACACACACACAC
Molecule: messenger RNA, 4206 nt
Organism: Paralichthys olivaceus (Japanese flounder)
Lineage: Eukaryota; Metazoa; Chordata; Actinopteri; Pleuronectiformes; Paralichthyidae
Source: RefSeq, a predicted model, not a curated record